This is a messenger RNA of Anthostomella pinea, 2820 nucleotides long. The record is from the annotation of a GenBank genome assembly. Lineage: Eukaryota; Fungi; Ascomycota; Sordariomycetes; Xylariales; Xylariaceae.
AUGGCGCCGUCGCAGGCCGAACUACUAGAGUCUCCUCGGAUGGUGCUGUCGCCACGCAAUGAUGGCGCUGACCAGUUCCUCAACCUCAUCCAAAAUCCUUUCAACACCGAGUUGAGCGAAAAGGCCUUCUGGUCGUCUCUGGGCUACUCUCUGGGCGCCGCCGUGCUGUGUGGCCUGUUGUUCUGCCUGCUAAGGCCCUACAAUGGGACCGUCUAUGCUCCACGCGUGAAGCAUGCCGACGAGAAGCACAAGCCGCCGCCCAUGAAGAAUGGCGUCUUCGGGUGGAUCCAGCCUGUCAUCAAAACCCGCGAGCAGGUUCUCGUCGACAAGGUCGGGCUCGACGCCGCGCUCUUCAUGCGCUUCACCAAGAUGUGUCGAAACAUCCUGCUCCUCCUGUCCAUCGUGGGCUGUGGCGUCUACAUCCCUCUCAACAUUAUCGAGAACAAGAGCAACAAAGCCUUCGACGAUACCAAUUUCUUCAUGACUCUGACCCCGCUGGGCGUAUGGGGCGCCGCCUGCUGGGCCCAUGUCGUCGUCUCGUACGCUUUUGACGGCGUCAUAUGCUUCUUUCUGUGGUCAAACUACCGCGCAGUUACGCGUUUGCGUCGGGACUACUUUAACAGUCCCGAGUAUCAGGAAAGCCUGCAUUCGCGAACGCUCAUGAUCACCGACAUUCCAAAGGCUUAUCGCACCGAUGAUGGUGUAUCUCGCAUCGUAGACGAGGUAGAUGCCGUUAGAGACCCGUCUGGCAUCAUUGCCCGCAACGUUAAAGGUCUCCCAGAGUUGCUGGAGGAGCACGAAGAAGCCGUUCGUGAUCUGGAAGGGAUACUAGCCAAGUAUCUGAAGAAUCCAGACAAACUACCAGCGAAGCGGCCAAAAUGCAAGUCCCAAAAGGGAGACCCGGCCUACAAGCCGGGGACCAAGGUCGACGCCAUCGACUAUCUGACAUCCAGGAUUGAGCGACUCAAGAAGGAUAUCGGUCAGCAAAGGAAGUCUGUCGACAACAAAAAUGCACUACCCUACGGCUUCGCCAGCUACCAAAGCAUUGAGCAGGCUCACGAAGUGGCGUACACGGCAAAGAAGAAGCACCCUCAAGGCACCACCAUCAAGCUUGCCCCGAAGCCCAGUGACCUGAUCUGGGAAAACCUCCCUCUCGACCGCAAGAGCCGCCGGUGGAGGACCUUUAUGAACAAUCUUUGGGUCACCCUUCUCACCAUUGUAUGGACCGUUCCUAACGGCCUCAUCGCCGUGUUCCUCGCCAACCUGAGUAAUCUCGGAUCCCUGUGGCCGGCCUUCCAAACAGAGCUUGAGCGAGACCCCAGGACGUGGGGUGCCAUCCAGGGUAUUUUAGCACCUCUGGUCACCACCUUGUUCUAUCUAUUGUUGCCCGUCAUCUUCCGACGCCUUUCCAUCUACGCCGGAGACCAUUCGAGAACCGCUCGCGAGCGACAUGUCACGCACAAGCUUUACGCCUUCUUCAUCUUCAACAACCUGAUCGUCUUCUCGCUGUUUUCAACGGCCUGGAAGUACGGCACGGCCGUCGCGAACGCCCAGCAGAAGACGGAUCUGUGGUCCGCCAUAGUGGGGACUGAUCCCUUCGGCAACCUCAUGACAGCCUUCUGCGACGUCUCGCCGUUCUGGCUCAACUACCUUCUUCAGCGGAAUUUCGGCGCCGCGCUGGACAUAUCCCAGCUUGUCAAGUUGGCCCAGGGGUACGUGACGCGCAAGCUGCUCAACCCGACCCCCCGCGAGCUCAUCGAACUCACUGCACCUCCGCCGUUCGACUACGCCGCCUAUUAUAACAAUUUCCUGUACUACAGUACCAUUGCUCUGAUCUUUGCGCCAUUCCAGCCUCUCGUGCUGCCCGUUACUGCCCUGUAUUUCACUGUGGACAGCUAUCUGAAGAAGUAUCUACUGCUCUACGUCUUUAUCACAAAGCACGAGUCUGGCGGCUCGUUCUGGCGGUUGUUGUUCAAUAGGAUACUGUUCGCUACAUUGCUCGCCAACGUCGUCACAACGCUCUUCAUUGUGGCCAGGAAGGAGUCACUUGCACAGAUAUUCGUCAUGAUACCGCUGCUGGUAUUGUUGGCUGGGUUCAAAUGGUAUUGCCGGCGCACAUUUGACGACGACCAGCACUUUUACAGCACGAGGAGCACAAAGGGCAGGGAGGAUAUGCUACCAAAGAGCGCAAAGCGCGACCGUGUCGGCGUCCGCUUUGGGCACCCAGCCUUGUACAAGAAGUUGAUGGUCCCCAUGGUCCAUGCCAGGUCGCAGCAUCUUCUCAAGGACGUUUGCCACGGCCAUGUGGACACCGGCUUGGACGGAGCCAGCGGCUACAGCGACACGUAUAGGAUGCAGAGAAUGUCCGCACAGAACCCAGGUCAACCUAACACCAAUGCCACCCCAGCACCCUUCGAAAUCGUCAACGUGGCGGAUAUGAACUUCGAACACUUCCGCGACCAUGCCGAAUUCCGCGAGCAGUUCGGCGGCGAUGGCGAGUUAUAUGGUAGACCGUCGGACCAGUCACGCCCUGGCACGCCCAGUACCAUACGACCCUCGCGCGUCGGCUCGCCUGCUUCGUUCAAUGGCCGCCCGUACGACGCGGACGGCACCGCCACUCCGGAAUAUGAGGGCGCCACGUAUCCAGCGGGCUACUUCCGGCCCAGUCCGCUCCGUCGCACGUCGUCGGAAACGUCGACCGGUCGUGCCCAGACGCGUGGUGAAAUUGACGAGUUCUCGGACGUCAAUCUGCUCGGAGCCGCAGCACCAUUAGGGCACAGCAGCCCAGCCAGACGGCCCCUGGAAAGGGACCGACUAUAA